Messenger RNA from Sander lucioperca (pikeperch), 1512 nucleotides. RefSeq names its product tripartite motif-containing protein 16-like protein. Lineage: Eukaryota; Metazoa; Chordata; Actinopteri; Perciformes; Percidae. Gene Ontology annotation, molecular function: protein binding; zinc ion binding. The transcript has a single exon. The coding region runs from base 1 to 1512 and encodes 503 amino acids. The record is from RefSeq and is a predicted model, not a curated record.
AUGGCACGGCCAGGAGAUCAGCUCAGCCAGGAAAAGCUUUGCUGUUCAAUCUGUCUGGAUCUACUGAAGGAUCCAGUGACUAUUCCCUGUGGACACAGCUACUGUAUGAGCUGUAUUAAACACCACUGGGAUAAGGAGGAUCAGAAGAAAGUCUGCAGCUGUCCUCAGUGCAGACAGACCUUUGAAACAAGGCCUGCCCUGAAUAUAAGCACCAUGUUGGCAGGUUUAGUGGAGGAGCUGAAGAAGGCAGAACUGGACCCCCAGCCUCACUUUGAAGUUGUUCCAUUUAAGAAACAAAAGUUUAAUGGGGCUUUCACAACGCUUCCGGAGAACACCUGCCCUCAUCAGUUUGAGGUUUUCUGCCGCACCGAUCAGCAGUGUAUCUGUUAUAAGUGCGCUUUUGAACAACAUAAAGACCACGGCACUGUUUCCGCUGCAGAAGAAAUGGCCAGGAAGCAGAAAGAGCUUGGGGUGAUUCGGCAAAACAACAAGGAAAGAAUCAAGAAUGUAGAGAAAUAUGUGAAGCAGCUUCAGAAGGAGGUGGAGUAUAUCAAUCGCUCUGCUGAUAAAGCUGUAGGGAAUUGCGAGAUGAUGUCCACUGAGCUCGCCCGUCUCACGAAGAAAAACGCUGAUGUAAAGCAGCAGAUCAAAAAGCAACAGGAAAGUGAAGUGAGUCGGGCCAAAAAGCUACAGAAGAAGCUGCAGCAGGAGCUUGCUGAGCUGAGUAGGAGGGAUGCUGAGCUGGAGCAACUCUCUCACACACAGGACAACAUUCAGUUUCUGCGUGGUUACUUAUCGCUUUCAAAUAUCACUACAUCUGCCAUCUUCCCCGUCAUCAAUAUCCACCCUCUGCAACACUUUGAUGAUGUGACAACAAUAGUGUCAGAUGCCAUAGUUAAACUAAAGGACAGUUAUGGUAAGGAAUUGAACAAGAUCUCAGGGGCAGUGAGUAAAGUAUAUGUUUUACUGCCACAAGACCCCAAGUUCAGAAUGGAUCCAAACACAGCCAGCACGAAGAUGGUACUAUCUGAAGAGAACAGAAAAGCAACCUCAGUCCAAGAUGAACAGUCAUAUCCUAGUCACCCAGACAGAUUCAUGGACAGGUCUCAGGUUCUGAGUAGCAAAGGUCUGACGUCUGGACGUUGUUACUGGGAGGUGGAGUGGAGUGGCUUAGGAGUUACAGUAGCUGUCGCAUACAAGGGUAUUGUUAGAACAGGAGAGGAAAGUAUCUUUGGAAACAAUGACAAGUCUUGGGCUUUAGAGUGUGUGGCCAAAGGUACUGAUAAUUAUAUUAAUUUCAAACAUAACAGUAAGAAAAUUCACAUUUCUGGCCCUCAAUUCUCCAGAGUAGGAGUUUACGUGGAUUACAAGGCAGGUAUUCUGUCCUUUUACAGCGUCUCUGAAACUAUCACUCUCCUCCACAAAGAGCAGACCACAUUCACUCAGCCUCUCUAUGCCGGACUGGGAGUUUAUUAUAAGGGGUCUACAGCAGAGUUUUGUGACGUCAAGUAG